This is a messenger RNA of Cornus florida, 2755 nucleotides long. Its product is annotated as probable cyclic nucleotide-gated ion channel 20, chloroplastic. Gene Ontology annotation, cellular component: membrane. Gene Ontology annotation, molecular function: monoatomic ion channel activity. Bases 249 to 2570 code for a protein of 773 amino acids. Gene Ontology annotation, biological process: monoatomic ion transport; transmembrane transport. The record is from RefSeq and is a predicted model, not a curated record. The transcript is spliced from 13 exons. NCBI's taxonomy places the organism in Eukaryota, Viridiplantae, Streptophyta, Magnoliopsida, Cornales, Cornaceae.
ACACACACGCAUAUAUGUAUUGAUUGCGUUGGGUCAGCGCCCAAGUCUUCGUCCAUCUACUUCAUGGUUUGAAGUCUCCAUAAGUAAAUUUGGGAGCUUUCAGUAGUCGACUCUUCUCAUUGCAUUGAUAAUCACUCAUUUCAUUUCUCUGCUGUUCAAGGAAGUCCCUCUCAAUUGGUGCGGAAACAUAGAGUUUCAGCAGUCGUAAGCGUGGGAAUUCUGCUCAAAACAGGUCCACUCCUUAAGAAAUGGCUGCUUCUGAGAAAGAUGUGACCCCGAUGCUAUCAGGCACAUAUUUACAAGUAGAUGAGUGUGAGGACUCUCAACUCCGGAAAUUUGUUUCAACAACUAGGAGUGCAUCCAUUUCCAUUCCUAUGGACUCCGUCGAGUCCUACGGGCAUGAAAAUAACCUUGUAGGUCAUACUGGUCCCUUGCGAAGUGAAAGAAAGAUUCCAUUAAUACAGAUGAGUGGUCCUUUAUAUAUUGGCCGUAAGCACGAAAACCUUUUCCGGCCUACCAAAGGUGCAACAGGGCACAAAUCGAUUGAGUCAACGGUGGAAAAAUAUCCUUCAUUUAGAGGAAUGGAUCAUAAUAAUUCGCCAGACAACUAUGCUGGCAAAAAUGAACAUUUACUGAGGUCUGGGCAAUUGGGAAUAUGCAAUGAUCCUUACUGUACAAGGUGCCCAGCUUAUUACAAUUUUAACGAGCAUCAAAAGAACUCAAAUUCUUCAGUUAUAUUAGACCCCAAGUUCCAUACCAUUCUUUAUGGAGAUGCAAAAGGUUGGGCCAGGAGAACUUUUUCUUUUCUGCAUCCGUCUAUUCCUGGGGUCAUGAACCCUCAUACUAGAGUGGUUCAGCAGUGGAACAAGUUCUUUGUUAUUUCUUGCCUGGUGGCAAUUUUCUUAGACCCUCUGUUCUUCCUAUUGUUGUCUGUGCAACAGGAUAACAAGUGCAUAGUAAUUAAUUGGACCAUGACAACAGUACUUGUGGUUUUUAGAAGCAUGACUGAUUUCAUUUACUUACUUCACAUGCUUCUUCAGUUUCGUCUGGCUUAUAUUGCUCCCGAAUCUAGAGUUGUUGGUGCUGGAGACUUGGUUGACCAUCCAAAAAAAAUCGCUCUCAAUUAUCUUUCUGGAUACUUUCUUGUAGAUGUCUUUGUGGUAUUACCGCUUCCUCAAAUAAUUGUAUUGUUGGUCCUACCGAGGUUCUAUGGAUCAUCUGGAGCAAAUUAUGCUAAGAAUCUAUUACGUGCCGCAGUUCUUUUUCAAUACAUUCCCAGGUUGUAUAGGUCUCUUCCUUUUCUGGUUGGUCAGUCUCCAAGUGGCUUCAUAUUUGAAUCAGCAGGGGCAAAUUUCGUUAUAAAUCUUCUCAGUUUUGUGUUGUCUGGCCAUGUAGUGGGGUCAUGCUGGUACCUUUUCGGGUUGCAGAGGGUAAAUCAAUGUCUUCGAGAUGCCUGCCAUACCUCUGGAAUUCCUAUGUGCAAGAAAUUCAUAGAUUGUGGGCAUGGGGACGAUAAUAGUGAAUUUGAACGCAAUGCUGAAAACUGGAAUGAUUGGAAGAAUAAUGCAAAUGCGAGUGCUUGUUUACUUCCAGAUGAUUUUGCUUAUGGAAUCUAUGCACAAGUUGUCAAUCUCACAACAAAACAUAAUGUAAUCACGAGAUAUACAUAUUCAUUGUUUUGGGGAUUCCAGCAAAUCAGUACACUGGCUGGAAAUCUAGUUCCAAGUUAUUUUGUCUGGGAAGUCCUUUUCACCAUGGGCAUCAUUGGACUGGGCCUCUUGCUUUUUGCUCUUCUCAUUGGAAAUAUUCAGAACUUUCUCCAGGCUCUUGGACGAAGAAGGUUGGAACGGUCACUAAGGCGCCGUGAUGUUGAGCAGUGGAUGAGCCAUCGGCGCUUGCCAGAAGAACUAAGAAGUCAAGUUCGCGAAUCAGAACGUUACAAUUGGGCUGCCACCAGAGGCGUAAAUGAAGAAAUGUUAUUGGUGAAUUUGCCAGAAGACCUUCAGAGAGAAAUACGACGUCAUCUCUUCAAAUUUGUCAAGAAAGUCCGAAUUUUUGCCAUGAUGGAUGAACCUAUUUUAGAUGCCAUUUGCGAGAGAUUAAGACAAAAAACCUAUAUCAAAGGAAGCAAAAUUUUAUACCCUGGUGGUCUCAUCGAGAAAAUGGUUUUCAUUGUCCGGGGCAAAAUGGAGAGCAUUGGAGAAGAUGGAACCAUUCCCUUGUUUGAAGGAGAUGUUUGUGGUGAAGAGCUUCUUAGAUGGUUCCUUGAGUACUCUUCCGUGUAUAAAGAUGAAAGAAACAUAAGGAUUCCAAGACACAAAUUACUUAGUAAUAGGAUGGUAAGAUGCUUAACAAAUGUAGAAGCAUUUACUCUCCAAGCUGCGGAUCUUGAAGAUGUUACCAGUCUUUUUGCAAGAUUCUUGAGGAUUCCACGUGUUCAAGGAGCUAUGAGGUAUGAAUCACCCUAUUGGCGAGGCGUUGCAGCGGCGCGCAUUCAAGUGGCAUGGAGAUACAGAAAGAAGCGCCUAAACCGGGAAAACACCUCGAAUUCUCAAUCCAAUUACUCUUAAAGCCAGUGAUAGUUAUUAAUGGUGAUUUAGAUGCAUUGUUUGUAUGUUGUUGUAAACUGAAUUAUCAAAUCACAUGACCAUCCUUGUGGAAUCUUGUGAUGUAUAAAGAACCACGUAAUUUUUAUUUGCAUGUUUGUGUUUCUGAAAAAUGUAAUUUUAUUAUAUAUGUUUUAUUUUUUUAACUA